AUGAUCGAAAACAGUAUGUUUGAAGAAGAGCCCGAUGUGGUUGACUUGGCAAAAGAGCCUUGUUUACAUCCCCUGGAGCCUGAUGAAGUGGAAUACGAACCAAGGAGCUCCCGGCUCUUGGUGCGUGGCCUUGGAGAGCAUGAAAUGGAUGAUGAUGAAGAGGAUUAUGAGUCAUCAGCAAAAUUGCUGGGGAUGUCCUUCAUGAACAGAAGUUCGGGUCUCCGGAAUAACAUGUCUAUCUAUAGACAAAAUCCAAAUGGAUCAUGUUCAGUGCCCUCUACGAGGACCAUGGUGGUUUGCACAGUUGUACUUGUGAUUGCAGUUUCAUUAAUAAUGGUGAUUUACCUUCUUCCCAAAUGUACCUUUACCAAAGAAGGCUGCCAUAAAAAAAAUCAUACAAUGGAAAUAAUAUACCCUUUGGCAACCAAUGGAAAAAUAUUUCCAUGGGCAAAAAUUAGACUUCCUCCUGAUGUUGUACCACUGCAUUAUGAUCUUGUCUUGCAGCCAAACCUAACUACUCUGAAAUUUGCAGGCUCUGUAAAGAUAGUGGUUAACAUCAUCCAGGUAACUUGGAAGAUCAUACUUCACAGCUCAGGACUUAAUAUCACCAAGGCAACGAUUACUUCGGCAGGAGGGCAUCAAGCAAAACCAGUUGAAUUCCUGGAAUAUCCAUUGCAUGACCAGAUUGCAGUUAUGGCUCCUGAGGCUCUCCUUGUAGGACAGAAUUAUACUGUCAACAUAGAAUAUUCAUCUAAUUUAUCAGAUACCUAUUAUGGCUUUUACAAAAUUUCUUACAAGGAUGAGAAUUCUAAGCAAAGGUGGUUUGCAGCAACUCAAUUUGAACCUCUGGCAGCAAGGUCUGCUUUUCCAUGCUUUGACGAACCAGCAUUUAAAGCUACUUUUUUAAUCAAGAUCAAAAGAGAUGAGAAACUUUGCACUCUGUCAAAUAUGCCAAAGAAAGCCACUACUCCUGUGACAAAUGGAAUUGUUCAAGAUGAGUUUUCUGUGAGUUUGAAGAUGAGUACCUACCUAGUAGCCUUUGUUGUUGCAGACUUGAAAAACAUCAGUAAGGAAACUAAUGGGAGUCUGGUAUCUGUCUAUGCCAUACCACAGCAUCUAAACCAAGUUGGGUAUGCCCUAAACACAGCAGUGAAACUUCUGGAAUUUUAUCAAAAAUACUUUUUAAUAAACUACCCUCUUGAAAAAUUAGAUCUGGUAGCAAUUCCUGAUUUUCAGUCCGGUGCAAUGGAAAACUGGGGCUUGAUCACUUUCCGAGAAACAACACUCUUGUUUGACAGUAAUACUUCUUCAGCAAGGGACAAAAAGUUAAUAACUGCAUUGAUAGCACAUGAGCUUGCCCAUCAGUGGUUUGGCAAUCUAGUAACUAUGGAAUGGUGGAAUGAUCUCUGGCUGAAUGAGGGAUUUGCCACUUUCAUGGAGUACUUUGCCAUGGAAGAGAUUUUUCCAGAAUUACAUUCAGAUGAAGAUUUUCUUAAUUUGAUUUUCAAGGCUAUGAUGAAGGAUUCCUUGAAUUCUUCACGUCCAGUCUCUUCUGCUGUUCAGUCUUCAGAGCAAAUUGAAGAAAUGUUUGAUGCACUUUCUUAUAUCAAGGGAGCUUCACUUCUUCUGAUGCUGAAGCACUACCUCACUAAGGAUGUUUUCCAAGCUGGCAUUGAGGUAUACUUGCAUAAUCACAACUAUGGAUCUGCCCAGAGUGAUGAUUUGUGGGACAGCAUGAAUGAGAUUACCAAUGGAACACUAGAUGUAAAAAAGUUGAUGAAAACUUGGAUUCUGCAUAAAGGAUUUCCUUUAGUCACUGUUGUCCGAAAGGGAAAGAUUAUUUCUGUGCAACAAGAGAAAUUUUUGUAUCGUGCGGAGCCAGAAAAUUGGACAACAGAUGCAAGUUAUCUGUGGCAUAUUCCUCUCACCUACAUAACUAGUAGCUGCAACUUUACCCAUUGUACUAAUGCAUAUUUACUGGACCAAAAGUCAGCUGUCAUUGAACUUCCAGAAGAGGUGGAAUGGGUAAAGUUCAAUGUGGGUAUGAAUGGUUAUUACAUAGUGCACUAUGCUGAAGACUGGAAAACGCUGAUUGAUCUGUUGAAAAAAAACCACGCUGCUCUGAGUCCUAAAGACAGAGCCAAUUUGAUCAACAAUAUCUUCAACCUUGCAAGUCUAGGAAAAGAGUCUCUGGAAAAGGCCUUUGAGCUGAUCGAUUACCUUAACAAAGAGAGCAGCACUGCACCACUCACUCAAGCUUUGUUUCAGCUGAGUCUUAUAUACAGCCUUUUAGAGAAAAAAGGUGAACAACAACUGGCAGCACGAGUCAUGCAUAGAAUAGAACACCUGCUUGGAGAUAAAAUUGAUCAACAGCGUUGGACAGAUGAUGGGACCCUGUCUGAACGAGAGCUUCGGUCAACGCUGCUAGCUUUUGCCUGCACCCAUGAUAUGAGAAACUGUAGAAGAACUGCCACUGAGAUGUUUGAGAAGUGGAUGUACUCUAAUGGAACAAUGAGUCUGCCCAGUGAUGUUAUGAAAGCCAUAUUUACAGCUGGAGCCAAAUCUAGUGAGGGCUGGGAAUUCCUCCUAAAGAUGUACUCCUCUUCAGUUUCUGAAGCAGAGAAGAGCAAAAUGAUUGAGGACUUGGCCAGCACAGAAGAUGUCAGAAAGCUGAUCUGGUUAAUGAAGAACAGCCUUGAAGGAGAAGUCAUCAGGGCACAGGAGCUUUCACAUAUCAUAGCAACUGUUAGCCAGAGUUUGCCUGGGUAUUUGCUGGCCUGGGACUUUGUCAAAGAGAACUGGGAAAAGCUUACACGCAAAUUUCACCUAGGCUCAUAUACUAUCCAGAAUAUCAUUAGUUCAUCAACUUCUCAGUUUGCAACAAAGGCACAUCUGCUUGAGGUGAAGUCAUUUUUUGAGUCAAAAUCAGAAGAGAGUUCUCAACUGCGUUGUGUAAAAGAGGCAAUUGACACAAUUCAGCUCAAUAUCCAGUGGAUGGAAAAGAACUUAGCAAAGCUACAAGAACUGCUGUAGUGCCCAUAAUGCUCUGGUGUGUCAGCCAUUUAGGAGCUCUGUGGGCAGUGGCUGUGUUUCUUUUGCAAAAGCCAGGGUGAAACCAGGCAUCACUGCAACGUUGAUUGCACUAUUAAGGAGUCUAGAUAGCUCAGGGCAUGUCUCAGAUAAAUUUUUAUUUUCCUUGGAGCAUUUAUGAGCAAGAUGUAAGUAUUUAUUCUGAAACUGUUUUCAUCUAUAGACCAAACAUCUGCACAAAUGAUUAAAUAUCAUUUUAUAUUUGAAAUAUAUGCCCUUUCAUUUGGAGUUGUGUUGUAGUUUCUUAGCAGUG
Nipponia nippon (crested ibis) is the source of this 3343-nucleotide messenger RNA. The record is from RefSeq and is a predicted model, not a curated record. NCBI's taxonomy places the organism in Eukaryota, Metazoa, Chordata, Aves, Pelecaniformes, Threskiornithidae.